GCAGCAUCCUGAGCGCGGGCGAGCCUGCUGACAUGACCGUGCCGUGCGCUGCCUUGGUCUUGGCUCUGGGACUCGCGCUAGGUCAUUCAAGCCAGGGAAAUGAUGAGGAUUCAGAAUACUCAGGACACAGCACCACAGAAGAAGACACCGCAGAGGAAGAGACGACAAGGGCUUUGGCUACAGUGACCACAGAAGCAUUAGCUGAAAGCGCGAAUUCUACCCACAUCCACGGCACCUCGAAUCAGGUGGAAUUUAUAUUAAUGGUGGCUGUCCCACUGGCUGCGCUGCUCAUCCUUCUGUUUGCGAUUCUCAUCGUGAUCUACUUUAAAAGCAGAAGACCCAAGCAGGAGCCUUCUAGCCAAGGAUCUCAAAGUGCCUUGCAGACACAUGAUCUAGGAGGCGAGACCUUGAAAGUCCCUAUUUUUGAAGAGGACACACCCUCCGUUAUGGAAAUAGAGAUGGAGGAGCUUGACAAAUGGAUGAACAGCAUGAACAGAAAUGCCAACUAUGAAUGUCUGCCUACUCUGAAGGAAGAAAAGGAGCCAAACCUCAGCCCAAGUGAUAAUGAAUCCUAAGUCCAAGUGGCGUUGACGUUUCCCAAGAGCAUACUCCCCGAGGGCACCUGCAGGGCCCACCAGAGAAGGAUGAAGAGGAGACAAGUUUAAUUAAUUUCAAAUCAGUGUAGACACAAGAACCUUUUAGUGUUUCUUCCACCAUCCCCUCUUCAGAUGAUGGCAUCCCCUGGACUUGGAAGAAUGAGGUACUGAAGUCUUGGAAAGGCCUGGCUGCCCGCCAGCCCACGCAUGAUGAAGAAAGAGCCCUGUGUGGUGCUGGCUUCGGACCUGUGGGUGUCCCUCCCCACUGCCUCCUCCUCGCUCAUUCUGGUCACCCUAAGAUCACAGCUCUGGUCUGCUUCAUUCUGAGGGUUUGAAUCAGGAAGCUGGUCUUCUGGGUCCAGGUCGCCUUACUGCCCACCAGGUUUGGAUAUUUUCUCACUGUUCAUGUCCUCUCAGGUCAACUCUAGUCAUCUGGAACUUUCCUCAAGGACGGUUGGGUUACAGAAAACAGGCCAAACAAAGCAGGCGUUUCAUAGCCACACCAUCCCAGGGACUCGUUAAGCUUGUUUCUCACCUGCUAAGAAAACACAAGGAAGUCCACAGGCCUCAUGGGAGAUCCUUGCACGACUCGUAGACUUGCACUCAGCCACAUCUCAGUCACUUUUGAAAACUUCCAGAAGAAACAGCAGUCUUUAAAGAGAGAAGCAACUUUUCCCUUCUCCGCUAAAGUCACCUCUACUUGCAACAUCUCAAAGCAGCUGAUCUUGUUUCAAGCCACAGGCCUGGCUUGUGCUGUGCGCGGGCUUGGAGUGCAGGCAGGUGGGGGUCAUGGGAGAUCUUCAAGGCUGAGCUAGAAGGACCUGUGCCUGUGGCAGCUCUGGCCCAUGGUGCUUUCUGGUCUGUGUGCUCUACAUCCAGCCUUUUCUGUAGGGCUGGGAAGAGUCUCCAAUGCUUAGCCCUCCAGGAGGUGGCUCCCAGGCCAUCAGAAAUGACAUUCUACAUGAAAUUAGUUGACAUCCAUGUACUAAAAACAAUGGAGUUAAAAAUGCAGAAAAACCCACUAACCUCUCCUCCUUAGUAAAGUCCCAUUUAAUCCUUCGUUUUCUAAUUCUGACCUUUAAAAGGCCAUCCAGCAAAUUGAGUCUCUGGUUCUCGUGGGAUGCUUGGUAUUUUAUUCCAGGAAAGAAACAAAGAAUGAAAAUUUUAUUUUGCUAACCACAUAUAAACUGAGGGGAGAUGAGGUUAACCAAACUUUUUGCUGCUGAAUUGGGGUUCUGUAUUUGAAAGGCUGCUCUCAUGCUCCACAGAGAGCCUUCUCUUGCCCCCUUGGGGCCUCUUUAAUGAGCUCUUGUCUUCUGAGAUAUGCAGAUAAUUUUAUAGACAGAGCCACAGGCUAGGGUGGUCUCUCUAUGCAGUAAAUGACCUGAAUCCAGGCUCUCCUACUGUCCUGGGACCGUGCAGUUCUCAGACAAAAGGCAGUUCAACAGUGUAUCCUCAAAAGAUUCGUUGUCCUGUCUCACUCUGUCAUGGACCCUGUGGACACUCACAAUGAAUUUAUAACCUGCCCUGACUCUCCCAGUCACCCGACAGCAGAUGGAGCCUUCUGAGUCACCACUCGCCUAGUCUGCCCAUGACUGCUACUUUAAAUUUGGUUCUCUUUCUGAAAAGUCUAGUUCCUUCUUUCUUGGGGUGUCUAAGAUCCCCGAUGACUACCAGGUUUUUGACCUUGAUCCACCCUGCCCAGUAUCAGACUUCAGAAUUUCUCAGAAGUGUAUGAGGUGUCGGACUGUUACUUUUGAUAAAGGCGUGUUUUGUGAGACGAUAACACGAUUCUCAUUCAGUGCAUCAAAUAACCUGGAAGUCCCAAAGAAACAAAUUUACCAGCACGCUGUUAAGUUUGCAUCUGAGAUCCGCAUUGGCUUUUCUAACUGCACAGAGACUUCCUGCAGAGCUAUAUGAGUUCUGACUCAUGCCAUCGGCAUGGCCCAAGCAGUCAAGUUAAGCCUACGAUUCUAUUCUUACUAUACGAUCAGAGCACAGCAUAUGUAUAUGUCAAUUCCAUGAAUUCUUAAAACAAAACCAUUUAUUUUUUUUUUACACUAUUGAUAGGAGAAAAACCCUCAGCAGUUUGCCUUAGCUGGAUAGCUACUCAGAACAAACCAGAUUUUAGAAUAAAGAUGGCCAUGGACUUUAUCUCCGAUGGUGAGUUGUUGGCCUAGCAUGCCCAGAGCUGGGUUUGACCCUAGCACUGUAUAAACUGGGCACUGUUGCAGGAAGAUCAUUCCUACAGGUUCAGGUUUAUCCGCAGAUACAUAGUGAGUUUAAGGUCAGGUCAGCCUGGAAUAGGUAAGACUGUGACUCCAAAAAAAAAGUUUUUAAGACACAUGCUUUGAUGUAUUUUUCUUUAAAGCAAGGUAGGUUGACGGCGUUGCUUAGCUGGACUUCUUCAGAAACUUGUUUCAAUAAACAUGUUUUAAAAAAUCCA
Rattus norvegicus (Norway rat) is the source of this 3042-nucleotide messenger RNA. RefSeq names its product transmembrane protein 154 (gene Tmem154). Bases 33 to 575 code for a protein of 180 amino acids. The record is from RefSeq and is marked validated. The transcript has 7 exons. NCBI's taxonomy places the organism in Eukaryota, Metazoa, Chordata, Mammalia, Rodentia, Muridae.